Molecule: messenger RNA, 777 nt
Organism: Trichomonas vaginalis G3
Lineage: Eukaryota; Parabasalia; Trichomonadida; Trichomonadidae
Product: phage tail repeat-like family
Exons: 1
Coding region: 1-777 (258 amino acids)
Source: RefSeq, a predicted model, not a curated record
AUGAACAUUGAAGGUCAUGCCAGAAACUUUGAAGCACAUGAACUACCAACAAUGUUAGAUAAGAAAGCUGACAAGAACCAUACACAUGAUUUCUUCACAACUGUUGGUAUAGAAAGUAUUGAAGGAACGGUUGAAGAAACUGGUGGGGAUGCAUUAUAUUGUAAACCUCCUAACUUUCCACAAGGUUUAACAUCGGAUGACGACAUAACGACGAUGAGAAACAUUAGAUGUAAAGAUGUUUAUGUCAUGAAGGAUGAACAUAAUAUUAAAUUCACUGCUCAAGAUUUAUAUGACAAGAAAGCAGACAAAACAGAGCUUCAAACAUUAAAGACAGAAAUACUUCAAACAUUAUAUCCUAUAGGCUCUAUUUAUACGUCAAUGAACUCAACAAAUCCAGCAACAGUUUUAGGUUUUGGUACAUGGCAGCAGAUUGUAGACAAAUUCUUAUACUGUGCUAACUCUUCAAAGCAAACAGGAGGUUCGAAGAAAAUUACUGAAGCAAACCUUCCACCGCACACUCAUACAGGAACUACAAACACAACAGGUAGUCAUUCACAUUCAAUAACAAAAAGAGGUUAUACAAAUCUUGCAGCAGGUUCGGAUAGACAGGGAAUGCAUAGAUAUGAUAUUUCAAGUGACCCAGUAGAUUCAAGCGCAGGUAUUUUCUGUGGAACCGCAGGAAAUCAUUCACACACUUUCACAACAAAUCCAACAGGCUCGGGUGCAGAUUAUAUGCCACCAUUUGUGACUAUAUUCGCAUGGUACCGCGUUCAAUGA